Caenorhabditis elegans is the source of this 647-nucleotide messenger RNA. RefSeq lists its product as uncharacterized. The transcript has 5 exons. The coding region runs from base 40 to 564 and encodes 174 amino acids. NCBI's taxonomy places the organism in Eukaryota, Metazoa, Nematoda, Chromadorea, Rhabditida, Rhabditidae. The record is from RefSeq and is marked reviewed.
AUUCCCUACACCCGUCACACCAACUGUGGUUUUACAAGGAUGCGCUUUGAUUUCCAAAACUUAAAAUUUUCGAUGAUUUUCAUAUUUUUGUGGAACAUCAUAGUCGGAUUUUUACUUGCUCUUGUAAAGAUUUUCAAAAUCUACAUGUAUCUUGAUCUGCCUGAAAAUGUAUGGGUAAAUCGGUUUGCGCAUGUUAUUGCUCUUAUUGGAUCAAUUGCUUCAUUGUGGUUAAUUUUUUUUAGCCCAUUUGAAAUUAAGCAAGGAAGAUUUUCUGUCUCGUCAAAAACUAUCCUGCUUCUUGUUUGCAAGGGUUUGAUUGGCUUGAUAUUUCUUGCACAGAUUUUCGCCCAUGUCCUUUACAUUGACCCAUGCCAGAAUAUGCUCUUAUCAUUGAACUCUGCACUGUUCUCCUUGCUGCUGAAUUAUUAUGAGUCUCGUGGUGCGAUCCAUCCGUUGAUGGAAUUAGUUCAAACAGCUGGCCUGAGACCAACUUUGUGCGCUGCUGUACGAUUUAAUUGUCUCAACUCAACUGCUCAUAUUGAUCCAAGUGUUGAAAAUCCAUGAAAUUGAUCGAUGUGUAGAAGGCUGCCAAAUAAGAUAUAGAAAAUUUUUGAUUUGGUAUUAUGAAUAAAGUUUAUUUGAUUAGU